UUUACCCAGCCAUGAAAUGGGAUUCGUAAUGCCAGCAUUUUCCUACCCCUCCAAGACGGCAGGAUAACCUCUGUGACAACACUUUGAGUCUAAGUUCAUUUACGAGAUAUUGUUGCUGGUCUGUAUAUUUUUAAUUGUAAACACACUUGAGUGUUAAUGUGGUGCACACCUUUAUGUGAAAUUAUGAAAUUGACCUUAAACACUAAUCUUGGAUAAUGUUUAAUCCAAAUGCCAGUUUGGAGAAGAUGGAAGAGAUGGUGUGGAUGUUAGGAAUUGACGUGUGAAAUAGGAAAAAAACUGUCAUUUUAGUAAAAUCUUUAUGCAGUCACCAAUGGAGAGUUGAGAAAAAAUGGACCUUGGAUUGUGAUGUUUUUGAGAUACUCCCUUGAGAGCACAUGAUGUGGAUUCCAGUGUAACUUCAUCUUUGUAUAGCCGAUUAAGGUAAUAAGUUAGAGAAUCCCAGAUCCCUUUUAAGUGUGCUAUAUAUGAGGAAUUUUUAUCCUUGCUUAUCUUUUCCUUAAAUUGUAUGGGUGAAACUAAAUUAGAAAAGUGUAUUCCUGCCGUGUUAGAAAAUUUGAAAGAAUGGCUGAGGAACCAUGGAUUUUAGUUUAUUUGCCACGCCCCUCCUGUGCCAUCUGGUGACCCAGAGAAUAAUUAUUUUAGGGUGCCUUUUUUUUCUACACCUGCCACCCCUUUUGUCCCAUUACCUCUCCCUGGAGUUUGAAUCUUUACUGUGUGAUUUUGCAUGAGUUUUACCUGUCUAGGCUGGGUGCCUCUGACCCAGCUGCCCAAUCAGUCAUUAUUUAUUUACAGUAUUAGAUUUCCAUUUCUAUUCAUUUCACUGUAAGCCGCCUUUACCCUGGUGUGAAGAAUAAUGGGUCUUUGCUACUAAUGCUGUAUACUUGGAGGUGACUAGGAAUGGCAUGUUCAAGGGGCUGAGACUAAUGCAAGCUCCAGGGAAGCGGGGUCUUCACUGGAGUCUUUUGAAUAGGUCCUGGAGUACAGAUGCAAGAGUUGGCCUGUCUUCCUUGAUUUUCUGGUCUCCACUGGGUAAAUUUGUUUCAUUGCCAAGGGAAGUCUUGGGAGCAGGGAGCUAUCAGAAAUCUGAGUGUUAGACUGAUUAAGAGCCUGCCCUGCAAAGGAGUGAGGAGAAAGAAGUAGUGGCUUUGUAGGUGUUGGAGAGUCCUCCCUGUAACCAGGUAAGUAGAAGGAAGUGAAGGAUCCCUAGAUUCCCAAUUGAGAAAUGGGAAAGGGGCUGGGUUUCAAAAGGGAAGUGAUACAGCUUAUAGCAGGUUUGGGAACAUACCUGAGGUUGGAUGGGCCCUUCUCCCUCUUUCUUCUGGAGAGUGUUUCUGGCUCCUCAGUCAAGCACAGCUGUGCUAACAGUUUCAGACCUGUUUACCGUCCUCCUUGGCGCUCUAGGGGAGGCCCAGCAUUCGUGUUCCUCUCUCAAAGCUGUCCUUACACGUAUUAGAGGAAAACAAGCUGUUUAGUUUGUGAGAAACUUUUUAGACUUCAGUGUCUCUCCUCACCCUUUCCAAAUUAAUCCCGCAUCUUACAGAUUAAAGAUUCAUUUAGGCUUCAUUAUCUCAAACUGGGAUACUCAGUUUAAGAAGAGUAAGCUGAACAGUCUACACAAAGAUAUGAAAAGCUAGCUUUUCUGUUGAGGAAGAUAAUUAGUUGGGUGAGAGUUGUGGGCAUUUGGACAAAGGGCAAAACUGGGGGUGGAGUUGUGCUGGACAGCUUGUGCCCUCGUCCUUGAGAGAGGAAAGGGUACCACCAAACUAGUGCAGUCACCUUGUUGUGCUUUUUCUUCUUCCAUUUGCCUUGUGAGAAGAAGAAGAUAGCAGUAUGGAGGUGGAGUCACCAUCUGUUCUCAAGGAUGGGAAACAGACUUUAACUGAACAUCAGGGAUGAGCUGUAUUCACCUGGCAUUGAUUGGUAUCAGGCGCUGGAUGGAUUACACCAGAGACUACAUUACAGCAGGAGAGAAAGGCUAAUUUUGUAAGAAAGUCUAAGGUAUUUUCAGAGUGACUCUGGUGGUAUUUUUUUCUUGAGGAUGAAAGGUUGCACACAAAGAAAUGGAGGCCUACUGCUCUGAGGCUUGUUAUUCCUGGUGAGACAGUUAGAUGUGCUGCAAGCAGAUCCCAGAUUUGAUCAGGCAGGAUAAGGCAGGAAUAGCAAAAGGUGUUCCUUUGUUCAGAACAGUGGUCUGUUCAAGGAGAAGGCAAUCCUGUGGAUAGAUAAGAAGGAGCUUCUGAACCAGUGCAAAAGGCCAAAGCUUUUGAAAACAGCUAAUGAGGAAGACACACGGAAGGCUGUUCAGAGCUUGGGCCAACACUGGAGGAACGGAGUCCAGGACAGCGGGACCAAUAUCAUGGGUGGAGUUUGACUAGGUGGACAAAGGCUUGUCUAAAGCAGUGUCUCAAACAUUUUUCAGACUACAACAGUACAAAAUUCAUUUUUACACUGAGACCCAGGAUGUAGCAAGAAUAUGUGUAUGUGAAACUAGUUUCUAUUCUAUUUGUUUCUAGUCUGUGUUCUUAAAAACUCAUAACGUGUUAGUGGAUCACAGUUCACUGUUUGGAAACCACUUGUCCAAUGGGUGGAAAAACAGGUUGCAGUGGAGCAGGCUGGGUGGGGGAUUGGAUACUGGAGGAGGUGUGGGAGGCAUAGAAUUGAUUGAGCACUACCUGGACACCUGUCGGUGGGACAGAGGGGAACAUGGAGACUCAUUUUGUUUCUGACAGGUGCAGAACUCACACAGUUGAAAUGAUGGGACAGAUGCAGAAGAGGGGACUUUCCACCAGUUAUAUGCACUUCAAAGCAAAAUGAUUGGUUUUAAGGAAGAGGAAAUGUACAAGGAGUAAACUUGGAUAUGUUGAAGAAAUAUGGAUGUCAACACGAAAUUGUUCAUCAGCAUUAUUUGUACAAGCUUUUUCACCUUUCAGCUUCUCUUCUACUUUGUAAGUUACUGGUUUUCAGCAAAAGUUUCCCCAGGUUUCAAUAGUCUCAGCUUUGAAAAGAAGAUUGAAUGGAACUCAAGGGUAGUAUCCACAUGCCAUUCUUUGGUGGUUGGUAUUUUUGGCCUGUACAUUUUCUUAUUCGAUGAGGCUACUAAAGCUGAUCCACUUUGGGGUGGUCCAUCACUUGCAAACGCAAAUAUUGCUGUUGCUUCAGGCUACCUCAUUUCUGAUUUGUCCAUUAUAAUUUUGUAUUGGAAAGUGAUUGGUGACAAAUUUUUUAUAAUACAUCAUUGUGCAGCCCUGUAUGCAUACUACUUUAUACUGAAAGAUGGAGUGCUGGCAUACGUUGGGAAUUUUCGCCUGCUUGCAGAGCUUUCCAGCCCUUUUGUGAAUCAGCGGUGGUUCUUUGAAGCUCUGAAGUAUCCCAAGUUUUCCAAAGCUAAUGUUAUCAAUGGAAUACUCAUGACAGUAGUGUUCUUCAUCGUGCGGAUUGCGUCAAUGCCUCCUCUUUACAGCCUCAUGUAUUCUGUGUAUGGAACGGAACCCUACAUAAGGCUUGGACUUUUAAUCCAGUGUUCCUGGAUCAUUAGUUGUGUUGUUUUGGAUGUGAUGAAUGUCAUGUGGAUGAUCAAAAUUUCAAAAGGUUGCAUCAAAGUCAUCUCUCUCAUCAGACAAGAGAAGGCCAAAAAUAGUCUUCAGAAUGGAAAACUUGAUUAAAGGAGUGCUACUGAUAAGUAAACUUUGUUACUACCCAGCAUUAUUACUGCUGAUGGGAUGAAUUCUUGGCAUGUUCUUGUGUAUCUUUAUUAAUUAUAAUUGUUAUUCAGGAUUUCAGUGUCAUUUUUUUAACUUUUAGAAAAGAGAAACUGAAAUUUACUUUUCAUCCCAAGAUGUCUUUUCUGCCUUUCUUUUGCUUAAUUUAUAAGCAUGGGUAAAAAUCCUAAAGGCUUAAAUAAAAAUGAUAAAUAUUGUGGUGAAUCUUUUGAGAAACCUCUUAACCUGCAUUGGUAUUUUUCUCUGUGAAAGAUGACUAUGAUAAUCUGGUACAGUUGGUUUUAUGUCACCAAUUUUGCUGAAAGAAUGGGAACUGCUUUUAAAUCUGUAAAUAGCUCUUAACAUUUGUUGUAUGCACUCUUUUCUUACUUUGGCUGCCAACACCUGUGUGGGGUUUAAUUUCUAUAAAUUGUUGGCAUGUUCUUCUUCUCAGGCUAUUCAGAAGUAAUAACAUUUUUCAUUUCAGACAUGCAAUCACCUAUUAAUGAUGAAAUAUUUUACCACUUUGGGAAUAUUUAAUUAGUCAUGGAAAAUACUUCCUGCAUUUUAAGAUUUUUCAAAUAUCACUUUCUUAUUUCUAUUUUAGCAUUUUAUCAAAUUAUUGCUUUUUUCUUUUAUAGUCAGGCUUAAGACAGAUUAGAAACCUCCUUAAGAGAUGAAUUUCUUCUUCUAAAAAUGCAUGUCGAUAGUGGACUAUUUAGGCUUAUAGAAGAAAUCAUUAAGGAAGAAAGCUUUAACACUGUCCCUAUCUGCUUUCCUUGCACUUUUUCUGUGAAAAACCUUUUCUGUUUGCACAAUCUUCCCUGAGUUCUGAACCCAGCAUCAUCAGUACCAAAGUCUUAUGCAAUACAUAUUUAUUAUGCUUCUGAAAUAGCCCUCUUCUUGAUGAGACCCUAACUAUGACAAAAAAAUCAGUAUUCAUAUUUUACUCACAAUUUACUCCCGUGCUUGCUUAGUUGGCAUUUUAGUGCUUUGAAUUUCUGUCUAUCUUAAAGCACAUAAAAAAAUAAGGUCAUUUAAUCCAAGUAUCCUAUCAUCAAAAAUUAUCAUCUGAUUAUAUGAAGAUAAAUGGCGACUCUCAUGUGUGUAUGCGUUUUGCUUUUACUUUGGUUCUUGCAAUCCAAAUAUAGAAUUAUAUAUUUAUCUAUUAUUGCCUUUAUUUAUUUUUUAAGCACUUGACUUUAAUGAUUAUUCUUACCUGAGAAAGAAAUUUAAUUCAACCAGUGAUGAAUACUUGAAAUUAAUUGAACUCAUACCAAAAGAUCUAAUCCAUUCAGUUUCUCAGUUUGAAGGAGAAUGUUUGACUCACUUUCCUUGUUCAUGCUAGCCGAAUAUAAUCAAGACUUUUGAUUUGAUUACCCAAUCAAGAUAGAGCCUGAUAAGUUUUAAAAUGUUUAAAGAGGAUUGAAAUCUCAGUCAAUAACUAAAUGAGGAUGAUAAAAUGAGAUUGAUUGGCUUAUACUAGGUACAUUUAUUUGUGAAAGAAUUGGUGUAAAAUAUAGUUAUUUUUAAAGCCGCCAAUAGUACACUGAUAAUAGUGCUGUCCACAUCAUAGGCGCUUAAAUAUGUACUGGCUAUCUAGAGGGGGGUAGGAAAGCAAGUGAUUUUAUCUUGUUCUUACCUUUUUGCAGGAAAAGUGGCUUUUAAAAAAAGGAAAAUAUUUAUAUAAUAAAGCUGUUUUGGAAAUCCAUUCUUUUAGAAAGAGACCUUGAGAUAAAUAUUUUUUGACUGUGGAUUUUUCUAUAGUUCUGAACAGGUUUUAAACCCACUAUCAAAAUAAAGACAAUAUAAAGCUAUAAUAUUAGUGAGUCUCCAUGUAACAAUUUAUUUUUAUAGUUACCGUUUCAUGCUUAAAACUUUAUUCUUACAUUCAUUAACAUUACCCUUCACUGGUAUAGCUACUCACAAAAUACGUAUCUUUAAAAUAUCAAAAUUUUGAACCAAAGUUUGUGAUUCCCUUAUUCAGCAAUCUUUGUCUUAUGCUGGCCGCAUGACAGUUAAUUCAAAAUCCAGAUUAAAUAUCCUAAAGUGGGUUCUAUAUAUUUCCUCAUAUAACAGACAUGGAAUGGAAAUGCCACUACAAAUUGCCCUGCUACUUUAAGUCUGACCUUUGCAAGAGAUACACUUUGCUGUUCUAUGAUUGUAUUCACCUACCUAAAAUACACAUGAAGACAGAACAUAUCAUUUACUAAACGAUGAAUUUUUCAUUUAUUAAAAACUUUUGCUAGACAUUUUAAAUAUUAAGUAUUUUGACUACACAGAUUAAAUGAUUCUAUCAGGCAUUCUGCUAUUUAACAACUUAAAAUAUUUGUAGAAAAAUUAAAGCAAAUUGAUAUAAAUUUUUAAGCAAUUCUAUUUUUGUAGAAAAAAAAUGACAACCUAUAAUUAUAAAGUUCUUUGAAUGUGUAGUAUCCUAGAAAAUAAAAGUUCUUGUGAAACUUAAAAAUGAAUGAAAACCAACUAAUAGCAUGCAAGAUCAUAGAUCCUGCAUUAAAUUUUUAUUUGUGAAAUAUUAAAAAUUAUGAGCUUUAGCUUAUAAAGUUUGCCUUCUUAUGUAUGUCUAAAGUCUUUUGAAGGAUUAUUUGCAUUUAUAUAAAACUUGAAAUGGAGUUAUAUAUGAGUGCAAAGAAAUUAACUUCUGCUCAAGUAUGUUUUGAUACCCUCUAGUAAGUUGAAUUAAAUUUUUAUCCCAAUUGUUUUUUGUUGUUGUUGUUUCAUGGACUAGCCUUAUGUUAAAUGAAAUAAUAGUUAUGUUGUUACCACCCUUAAGAGUGACUCUGAUAUAUUAUCGAUGACCCAGGACUGUCUUAAAGGUCUAGUUUUAAAAACCGCCUAGUUUGUAAGUAUUUGAAUCCAGUUCUUUUUUAAAUUUUAAUAAUUUGACUCACAGUUUUUGCGACAGGGUCAACUUUUAAAUUGUAUACUUCCUCUAAGGCACACUGGGCAUUUGGAGAAUGGUUCUUCACUAGUGUGGAGGGCCAGGUUUACUAUUGGUUGUACCAUCUGUUAUCAGGCUUGCAGACACAUUUUUCUUCUGGAGAAACAGAGGGGAAAGUGUCGUUGCAGUGUACAUGUUUCCUCUGUGUCAUUUUGAAGGGAAAUAAACAUGUUCCAAAAGAUGCUAUUAAAAUAAAUAUUUGAAC
Sapajus apella (tufted capuchin) is the source of this 6883-nucleotide messenger RNA. Its product is annotated as TLC domain-containing protein 4. Gene Ontology annotation, cellular component: membrane; endoplasmic reticulum. NCBI's taxonomy places the organism in Eukaryota, Metazoa, Chordata, Mammalia, Primates, Cebidae. Bases 2892 to 3683 code for a protein of 263 amino acids. Gene Ontology annotation, biological process: lipid homeostasis. The record is from RefSeq and is a predicted model, not a curated record. The transcript has 7 exons.